UUUGUAACAGCCUCCUGUGAUGAGAUCAGAGUUUGGAGAAAAGCUGGGCAAAUACUCUAGCAGUCUGAAAUUGCAGAUAGCUCUUCCAAAUCUGGGGGCAAACUGGACUUUCUUCACUAUAGUUGUAGUCUUUUUGUGAUCUCUGAGAUUUAGCUCUGUGCUGAAGAAAAAACUCUAGGAAGGAUCUCCUGCAGUAUACUGUAUGUCAAAUGUUGCUGCUGCUGCAAAUACAGCUUUUUCUGCUUCAGUUUCUGUCUCAAAUUCCCUGUGCCAGUACACUGAUGAAAUGUCCAUUUAAGGUGAUCAUAGAAGAAAAGGAGUGGUUCCAUUACUACAAGCCAGGAGACUACUGGAUUACGGGAAUAAUGUCUGGAAUCUUAGCUCGAUUGUAUCAAUUUUCAUUCUCCAAGCCUCCAACCCACCAACUGAAAAGUGAGAAUACCUUCUACAACAUUCUGCCCUUCUUGUUAGCUGUUCACGAAGUCAACCAGAAUUCAAGGCUCUUACCCAACAUCACCCUGGGCUACAACAUCUAUGAGAACUUUUUCAGUGCAAGAAUGACAUAUGAGGCCAUGCUGGAUGUGCUGUCUACAGGACAGGAGAACAUCCCAAACUACAGAUGUGGAAGACAAAAGAACCUGCUGGCGAUUCUUGAAGAGAUGGAUUCUGAACUCUUUGAUCACAUUUCCAAUGUCUUGAGCAUCUAUAAAUUUCCUCAGAUCAACUAUAGUGUCAUCAACCAGAUGGCUGAGCAAAAUUAUCAUUUUCCUUUUUCAUAUCGGAUGACCCCAAACCAAGAACCUCCUUACUCAGCUAUUGUCCAGCUGCUCCUGCAGUUCCAAUGGACGUGGAUCGGCCUCCUUUCUCGGGAUAAUGAAAGAGGAGAAAAAUUCAAAAGACAUGCAGCCCAUUGUGAAAAGUGUCCAGAUGACCAGUAUUCCAAUAAGAAGCGAGAUCAGUGUGUCCCCAAAAAUAUAAGCUUCUUAUCCUACCAAGAAUUGUUGGGACUCAUCCUGGCUUUCUUUGCCAUCGCUUUGUCCCUAAUCACCACCUUUAUUCUGGGAAUCUUCAUGAAAUACCGAGACACUCCCAUAGUCAAAGCCAACAACUGUGAACUCACCUACAUCCUCCUGGUUUCACUCCUGCUUUCUUUCUUGACCUCCCUUCUAUUCAUCGGUCGCCCCGUGAAAAUGACCUGUCUCCUUCGACAAACCAUUUUCAGUAUUGUUUUCUCAGUUGCUGUGUCUUCCUUGCUGGCCAAGACUGUCACGGUGGUGGUGGCCUUUCUGGCCACAAAGCCAGGCAGCAGCAUGAGGAAAUGGCUGGGGAAGAGUCUGGCCAACUCUAUUGUUUUAUCCUGCUCUGGUAUUCAAGUAGGCCUCUGUAUGAUGUGGCUGGGAGUCUUUCCCCCAUUCCCAGAUUCUGACUUUCAUUCCCAACCAGAACACAUCCUGCUGCAGUGCAAUGAAGGCUCUGUCACCAUGUUCUACUCUGCUCUUGGCUACAUGGGUUUUUUGGCUGCCGUCUGUUUCUUGGUGGCAUUUCUGGCUCGAAAUCUGCCAGGGGCUUUUAAUGAAGCCAAACUGAUCACCUUCAGCAUGUUGGUUUUUUGUAGCGUUUGGAUCUCCUUUGUUCCCACUUAUCUGAGCACCAAGGGGAAAUACAUGGUAGCUGUGCAGAUCUUCUCCAUCCUGGCCUCUGGCCUAGGUUUACUGGGCUGCAUCUUUAUCCCCAAAUGCUACAUUAUUAUCCUGAGACCCGCCAUGAACACCAAAGAAUAUCUGAUGAUAAAAAAUCAUUAAGUU
This is a messenger RNA of Pantherophis guttatus, 1805 nucleotides long. The record is from RefSeq and is a predicted model, not a curated record. Lineage: Eukaryota; Metazoa; Chordata; Lepidosauria; Squamata; Colubridae.